Molecule: messenger RNA, 1327 nt
Organism: Dufourea novaeangliae
Lineage: Eukaryota; Metazoa; Arthropoda; Insecta; Hymenoptera; Halictidae
Product: THUMP domain-containing protein 3-like
Exons: 6
Coding region: 17-1195 (392 amino acids)
Biological process (GO): tRNA methylation
Molecular function (GO): tRNA (guanine) methyltransferase activity; RNA binding
Source: RefSeq, a predicted model, not a curated record
AGAAUUAAAUUUCGAAAUGGACACGGUAAAUGAAUCGGAUUUACAGAUGCUAUUUGCUGAAUCGUUGGCUAAUGACAAUGUUUUUAUGGUUGCAACGACUGUGGACACAGGUUUCGAGUGGCAAGCGGUGGAUGAAUGCAAAAAAAAAUUGGAUAAAAAUGUUAUGAUCGUUAAGGGACGCGGGAAGAUUUUCUUGAACGCGAAUUGGAAUCAAUUUAAACAAGUACAAGAGAUGAGGUCAAUAGACAAUAUAUUUAUAGUUGCAGAUGUAAGAAAGUUUAAAUUUAGUGAAUCUGAUAAGGAAGCUGACCUGCAAUUGUUCAAAGAUUCAGUGCUUAGUAGUAUGAAAUUAGAGAAGACUUUAAAUGCUUGGAAACGAGUAACAGAUUUUCAAGGAAAAGUAUAUCCUACUAUUGCAGAAUAUAGUGUGGCAGAAAAAGAUCGUAAACUCACAAAUACCAAUACCACAAUUGCAACAUGUAGGGGUAGAAAAAGAGGUCAGGAUCCAGCUGAAGCUAAAGAAAAUGAAAUUUUAAGGUAUAGAGUAACUUGUGAAAGAAGUGGUAAACAUUCGUUCGAAUCAGCUGAUGUUGCCAGGGCUAUUGGAGGGGAAUUACAAGAUAAAUAUUGUUGGCUUGUAGAUUUGUCUUCGUAUCACUUAGAGAUACUUUGCAAAUUAACUAAUGAGGAACUGGUAACAUAUUUUCGUGUUACUCAUGUGUCUAAGCAUCGUAGAAAUAUUACAUUCUUUGGACCAACUACCCUUAGAGCAACUAUAUGUUACAAUUUACUACAAUUAGCUAAUCCCAAUCUAGGAGACAUAAUAAUUGACCCAAUGUGUGGUGGUGGCUCUAUCCCGAUAGAGGCAGCUUUAGUUUACUCCCAGUCUUACAUUAUUGGUGGUGACAAUCAUCCAAAAGCUGUUGAUAGGACAAAAUCUAAUAUUGAUGCAUCUGCCUCCAAUUGCAAAAUUGAUUUAGUACAUUGGAGUGUAUCACAAUUACCACUUAAAAAUUCGUACAUUGAUAUUGUCGUUUCAGACCUGCCAUUUGGAAGAAGAAGUGGGCGAAUGAUAGACAACAGAAUACUUUAUAAACAAUUUUUAAUAGAAUUAGGACGAAUUCUAAAAAUUUCAACAGGCCGGGCGGUAUUACUCACUUAUGACAAACGUAGCUUUAAUAUGGUAUGUUACUGAAGUUCAGAAAUCAAUAUUCUUAUCCAAAAUUACAUAAACAUUUGUUUACUUAGGCUUUACAAACAGCAGGAGAUUUAUUCUGGGUAACAAAAAUGUUAGGUGUAAAUAUAGGUGGCCUCCAAGCUGCAGUCU